Dermacentor andersoni is the source of this 1054-nucleotide messenger RNA. RefSeq lists its product as uncharacterized. The record is from RefSeq and is a predicted model, not a curated record. NCBI's taxonomy places the organism in Eukaryota, Metazoa, Arthropoda, Arachnida, Ixodida, Ixodidae. Gene Ontology annotation, cellular component: nucleus. Gene Ontology annotation, biological process: regulation of gene expression.
CAAUAGGCACGCUCUCCUCCUUUUUCAGAGCAUUGUUCGGAGACGCGCGGCCGAUUCUCGUUCCUCAUUGGCUGACGCGAUCCGUAGCUUUCGAUGCACUCGUGACGGCACGACGGCAACUGCACACUGGUUUUUUAUUUGUGACUGCACGGCUUCCGGCUCAAGAGUAUUUAGGCCCAGGGUUCAUACAAAUCGUUAAGGAGGAGCCGCCAGCUGUUCAAACUGCUCCAGCUGCUGUUGAAGAUGAAUUUGAAGCGGCUACCGGGAGCGACAGUUCGCAAACGGCAAGCAGCCGCCGAGACCUUGAAUGUGUUGGGGAAAGUGCCCGUCGUUACGAAUGCGAGAUGUGCCACGAGGUCUUCAACACCGAUCAACGCCUGCUCCAACACUCCGUAGCGCAUGGACGCGAGUGGAAGUUCUGGUGCAGUCACUGUGGGGCCAGCUUUCCACGAAGCGAAGAUCUGUUGGAGCACGGGAGCACCCACGUCGACAAACAGCAGCACCGCUGCUUGAUCUGCUACAAGUCCUUCAACCAUGCGGCCCUGCUUCGAAAGCACGUCUGGUUUCACACUGAGCAGCCGACAUUCUACUGCCACCUGUGUCCCAUGGUGUUUCCCACGCGGCAGCAGCUGUCAAGGCACCUGCGCAACCACGAUCGGCGUGCCCCCUUUGCAUGCGACCAGUGCGAUGCCGCUUUCGUCUUCGAGGUGGAGCUGACGAGGCACAAGAAAGGGCACGAGGAAGUUCGGCGUCACAAGUGCCCUGAGUGCAACAAGGCCUUCCUCCAGAAGUGCCACCUGGCUCAGCACCGAAAGAUACAUACAGGGGAACGGCCGUUCAGCUGUAACAUCUGCACGAAGAAGUUUGUGCGCCGGACCCACUUGGCUGUACACAUGCGGAAGCACGGUGAUAAAACUUAACUUCCAGCCAUCAGACUCCUAGGCUUCUGCAGCACACAUCUUUGGUCAAGAUUUAAAUGUCCACUUCAGCAGUUAGUGCCUACCGGAUGUGGUCUGUGUAAACAUCUCACGGAAGUAAAGGCAUUGGUUACAUA